CUCGUGGUGCCGCUCCCGCUCCCGGGCUCGUGGUGCUGUCCCGUAGCCGCCGAGGCUGAGGGCCGGGAUGGGGCUGUACGUGUGCUGGUCAAUGGCCGUUCCCCUCCGUCCCGGAUGGGGUGAAGGGAAGGGGAGAGCGGCCCAGUCCUCCAUUCUCCCAGAAUCCCCUGGCGCGGCCGCUCUCUCCGCCCGCCUCUAUGGUUGGGGCACAUGCUCCCUGCGUGGGGCCGGCGCGGUCUCCUCACGGUCUCGUCAGCGGAGCGGGGCCUCCCGGUAACCCCGGCACCCCUGGCAUGGCCCCCCCCACAGGUAACGUUGUGGAUAGCCAGGCCCCCAGGCUAUUGGCAAAUCAGCUGAGAUGGGACCUGACUGCCGAGCAGAUAGAAAACAUGGCUGCAGAGCUCACGGAGAGAACCAAGCUUGUGUAUGACCGGGUGGGCUCCCAGGAGCAGGGUGAGGUGUCCUAUGAAAACACUCUCAAGGCCCUGGCUGAUGUGGAAGUGGAAUAUACAGUCCGUCGGAACAUGCUGGACUUCCCCCAGCACGUCUCUCCUUACAAAGACAUCCGUGCGGCGAGCACCGAGGCUGACAAGAAGCUCUCCGAGUUCGACGUGGAGAUGAGCAUGAGGCAGGACGUGUACCAGAGGAUUGUCUGGCUCCAGGAGAAAGCAGAGAGCGCUUCACUGAAGCCUGAAGCAAAGAGAUAUCUAGAGAGGCUGAUUAAAUUGGGUAAAAGAAACGGUCUCCAUCUCCCUGAGGAAACGCAGGAGAAAAUCAAAGCUAUUAAGAAAAAGCUGAGCGUCCUUUGCAUAGACUUCAACAAGAACCUCAAUGAAGAUACUACCUACUUGCCCUUCUCAAAGGAGGAACUAGGGGGGCUCCCUGAGGACUUCUUGAACUCCCUGGAGAAGACAGAGGACGGCAAGCUGAAAGUCACCUUGAAAUACCCGCACUAUUUCCCUCUCCUGAAGAAGUGCUACGUGCCUGAGACGAGGAGGAAGGUGGAGGAAAUGUUCAACUCCAGGUGCAAAGAGGAAAAUUGCUUGAUCCUCAAGGAGCUGGUGGAUUUGCGUGCUCAGAAAGCCAGUCUCCUGGGCUUCAACACGCACGCGGACUUUGUGCUGGAGAUGAACAUGGCUAAAAGCAGCAAGACAGUGGCUACGUUCCUGGAUGAGCUGGCCCAGAAGCUGAAACCCCUCGGGGAGAAGGAACGGGCUGUGAUCCUCGACCUGAAAAAGAAAGAAUGCGAGAAGCGUGGCCUGGAGUUUGACAACCGCAUCAAUGCCUGGGACAUGCGCUAUUACAUGAACCAGGUGGAGGAGACCAAGUACAGCGUGGACCAGAAUCUGCUGAAGGAGUACUUCCCCAUGCAGGUGGUCACCACGGGCCUGCUGGCCAUUUACCAGGAGCUGCUGGGGCUCACCUUCCAUCUGGAAGAGAAGGCUCAGGUCUGGCACGAGGACGUCCAGCUCUACACAGUGAAGGACACCUCCUCCGGGGAGACCAUUGGCAAAUUCUACCUGGACCUGUACCCACGGGAAGGGAAGUACGGGCAUGCAGCCUGCUUCGGCCUGCAGCCGGGCUGCCUCUUGCCGGACUCCAGCCGGCAGAUCUCAGUGGCUGCCAUGGUGGCCAACUUCACCAAGCCCACGCCGGAUGCGCCUUCCCUGCUGCAGCACGACGAGGUGGAGACCUACUUCCACGAAUUUGGGCACGUCAUGCACCAGCUGUGCUCUCAGGCGGAGUUUGCCAUGUUCAGCGGGACACAUGUGGAGCGGGACUUUGUCGAGGCACCAUCGCAGAUGCUGGAGAACUGGGUGUGGGAGAAGGAGCCGCUGCUGCGCAUGUCCAGGCACUACAAAACUGGAAGCCCCAUCCCUGAUGAACUGCUGGAGAAGCUCAUUAAAUCCCGGCAGGCGAACACAGGGCUCUUCAACUUGCGUCAGAUUGUCCUGGCCAAGGUGGACCAGGCGCUGCACACCCAGACGAAGGCUGACCCUGUGGAGGUGUUUGCCCGGCUGUGCGAAGAGGUGCUGGGCGUCCCUGCCACCCCAGGUACAAACAUGCCUGCUACGUUUGGCCACUUGGCCGGAGGCUACGAUGCGCAGUACUACGGCUACCUCUGGAGCGAAGUGUACUCCAUGGACAUGUUCCACACGCGCUUCAAGCAGGAGGGGAUCAUGAACUGUAAGGUGGGCAUGGAUUACAGGAAUUGCAUCCUGCAUCCUGGCGGUUCCCUGGAUGCUUCCGACAUGUUAAGGAAGUUCCUGGGCCGCGAGCCCAAGCAGGACGCCUUCCUGGCCAGCAAAGGACUGAAGGUGGAGAGCAACUCGCUGCCUUCAGCCUGCUGAGAAACUGCUCCAGCCCGUUUGAGUCAAGCCAGCUCCUUUGUCUACGCACCAGUCCUCUCAGGCCAAGCAACACCCGGUACUUCUGUCACCAAACGCAUCCUGGGCCAACCCCUGCCUGGAGCUGUUCCUCUGGGAUCCUGCUCCGAGCUCGCCCUGGGCUUCAGGAGCCGGAUUCAGCCCUUGUCCAGGGCUCUGCGGUGACAGCUCUGUGAAGGGAGUUGAAUUGCCUUUGUCACCCCCCCCCGAGGGGGAUGGGGCUGUUGGUAGCCCACACGAAUUGGCUGAACUUUGAACCUGAUUUCUGCACGAGGGUGAGUUUCAGCCUCUUUUAUAGCCGGGGAGGAGGGUGAGAGGAGUUACUAAACUUGAAUCAUCAUUUUAAAACCCUUUCUUUUUAAGAAAUGAGACUUCCCACCAGGCAUGGCAUGUUCCGUGCCCCAGGGCAGGCUUACUGUUCUGAGCACGAAACAAGCGGCCUGCGAAGCUGCGCUGGGCGUCGUGCUCUCCCCGUCUUUGGGCAGCUGGCGGCUGCGGAAUAAAGACGGGGAGAUCCCAGAGUUUAAAAACUAUUGCAUUGACUGGGACGUCCUGCCCUGAGCCCCUCAGACGUUCCUGCGGGCACAGCAGGCCUGGGAGUGGGGCAGAGACGGCCGGUACAGCUCUUCCCAGAACCGGGGGGUCUGGGGCACGUGGCGUCUUUGGAAGGUUGGACCUUCCCCCAGACUUUAUCGGAGCUGCUGGUACCUCGGGGCCAUCUUAGGGCAGGCAGCCGGUGCCUUCUGGGCUCAGGUCGUGGCAGCAGAGGGUGUGUUGCUAUUGCUGUGACCUCUAAGCCAGGGUGGGACAGGGGAGGGCUGUGGAAAAAAAAAAAACCAAAACAGGAGGACAGCUUCAAACAACACAGAUGCCAGGGAUAAAAAUAUCAAGCGGGCUUUGUGCCAGGCCAUGAUCAGCCGGGCUCUGGGUGCGGCACCAAGCUCGGGGACGGCAGCCAGCCCUUUGCCCGGCCUUGGGAGCGGCCGGGCUGUGCCACCUGCCCCCCCAGCUGUUCCCCUGUCCCCGAGGAUCCCAAAACUGGUGCCCGCGUGGCGUGGCGUGGCAUGGCAUGGCAUGGCAUACCUCCUGCUGCUCCCUUCUCGCCUCUGCGGUGCCGCUGUGCCCGAGCAGGCAGGAGGGCGCUUGUGCGGGGCUGUGGGUCGGAGCUGCUGGGGGGUGCGCUCACCCCAAGGGCAAAGGCCCAGUUCUGGUUUUGCUCACGUAGGAAUCACGCGCGGGCUGGGAAGGGCUUUCAGCAGCGAGUGUGCUGCUUCCUCGGCAGCGGAGGGGAGCUGAGGACCUCAGAGGGGAGCUGUGAGCUCCCGCCGACGUGAGGGAUCUGUGGUGACGGGGUGCUGAGGGCAGAUCUCAUUUUCUGGUGUCCCACCCCACCUCCAGCCUCGGGUGCUCUGCGUGAUGCCGUCUGAGUGCUGUGGGAUCGGUCCCCGCAGCUCUUCUGUGGUUUGAGCACACGGAGGGUGCCGGCGAGAGGCCGAGUGCCCGCGCUCGCACCCACCCUCCCGGCCAGGGCCGUGCGUGGGAGCUGCCGUCCCUCCCCAGGGCCCCGCGCUGCGGCUCCCUCCCCGUCCGCCCUGGUCCCUUUGCUUCUCCUCUCGCCUGGGCUGCGUCACCAGAGCGGCUCCGGCUUCCUUCCCCGCAGCCCCCGACGAGAACUUUGGAAGAAAGCUCUCCCCAAGUGCAGACAAAGUCAUUUUUGUCACCUCCCUCCCCCAGACCCCCCUGGUGACACCCUCCCUCGCCGGUCCCCUCUUGCGCUGACGUGUGGACAGGUCCGUAAGCAGCGAAGCGGCUCCUUGGUGCUUGCUGGGGCCACCUUGAGCAUCUUGUCUUUGUCCCCACCCUCUGUUUUAGGCAUAGGCGAGUGUCUGUCCCGGGUGCCGGCUGCGCAGGGCCGGGCGCUCUCGAGUUGACGCUGUGGGUGUUUUAAGUGUCAUGUUUUACUGAGCUUUCAGAGUUUUCUUUCAGACCUCUUCUCUCGAGGGAGAGAACUGAAGCUGAACAGGGAAACCGCGCACUUUCCUCCCUCCUUCCCAGGCCACAGAUAACUCUGUUCCUCCCUCCAGGAACCCCUGCUGCUGGCGCUGCGGCCAGGUGGGGCAGGGGGACCUGACGCCUCCCCAGGCGCUGCUGUUCCCCGUGUGUGGGUGAUCCCCAGGAGCGACGUGGGGCACCGGGCUCCUCAGAGCUGCACCUUCUCCCCCCCAGCUCCUCGUCCCCAUCCCGUACCGGGGAAGAGAGGUCCCUUUUGGGUUUGGGUUUGGUUUAAUUAUUUUUUUUUUCUGUUAACUGUUUCUAAGGGCAAACUGGUGUGUGUGUGUGUGUGUGCGCCGUUCGUAAUGGUCACGUCCCACCCUGCUUGUUUCAAUGACUGGAUUUUAGACGGUUCCUAGCACUAAUAAAGAUUUUCCUAAGCGGA
Messenger RNA from Phalacrocorax carbo (great cormorant), 4824 nucleotides. Lineage: Eukaryota; Metazoa; Chordata; Aves; Suliformes; Phalacrocoracidae. The record is from RefSeq and is a predicted model, not a curated record.